UCGUAUGUUUUGUUGUAUGUUGGUUCGCAGAGCAAGUUAUGUCAUUAUGACUAAGCACCACGCCUUUUGCGUUUUUAAAGAUUCUCCGAAACAUGCUCCAAAGUCGCAGCAACAAAGUACCAACGCCGUGAUUGCGGCCUUUCUAUUGCGAUAAGACACCCCCCAUACAUGGAUGGAAUCCCGACAACCGACAAACCCAUACCUUCUCCAAUAUGGUUCUGAACGAAGUAUCGUCCCAGGCGGAUGGCUAUGGUAAUGCUGCCAUGGACUCCGACGAUAGCUACUCGUUCUCGCAAAACUCACUAUCACCUCUCAGAAAAUUUGCCGCUCGAAUUGAGAUUCCGCCCUAUGGAUUAGGGAAACAAUUAUUAUUCCUGCGGUCAAAAGAGGCAUAUGAGGAAUAUAUGGCUACUCGUAUCAAGCAGCAUAUUGAAAUCGGAAUGGCUUUUGUGGACCGGCCUCUUACUCAACUGGAAACCGACUCUUUCGUUGACCAGGCCGUAGGCUUAACGACAAAACCUCGAAUCGGUGCUUACCUUGGCUCCUUCUUGGGGUUCGUGCUAGUCGCCAAACCUUUCUUCAAGAACGGUCGUCUAAUACCUAUUGCGCAAAUGAAGAGUAUGGUAGAUAGACAGCUAAUCAUUAAAACCCUGCUUUGGCCGUUCUGCGCCGUUGCGGGAAAUACUUUCGGAAAAGCAAGCGGCGCUUCUCUGGCUGUACGAGACCUAACAUCCGAUCCCAGAUUAACCCAGUAUCGGCAAGACCGUGCAAAUCAGGAUCCUCAGAAGGUUCAAAAGAGCUUAGAAAAACUUGGAUGGAAGACUCGCCAUACUCAGCCGCGUCCCCAUCGCCACCCUUCCGCGCAACAAAAUAUACCAGAGCAUGAACAUGCCAGCCCAUCCGCUGGAUUCGAGUCAACCGGCGAUGGUGACUCGAUGUACUCUUCUACCCAGUACGGAUCCUCAAAUGAAAGUUACGGAAUUCAAUCACAAGCGGAUUCGCAGAUUUUGGGACAAUCGAGUUCACAGCAACGGAAUCCGCAACAGCAGCAGCAACAACAACAACAACAACAAGGCAGUUGGGAUAUGUAUCGACAGGGCCGUCAGUCAGUCAAUAAAAGCGAUAAUGAAGACAUAUUUGAUCUCCGCUCCGAUACCACAGCACCAGCAGCCAGCUCAACGGCCACUAGAUCACAGCCUUCGGGAAGUGCCUGGGACAGGCUACGCGGGUCAUCGUCCACUUCCACCCCCGCAUCUACCAACAGGGGAGGCUCAACAUUUGAUUCCCCAACAUCGAACACCGAGAGCGCAUCGUCCGAGUCAUUACCAACGCCCUCCGGCAGCUCGUGGGACCGAAUACGCAACGCAUCCGCGUUCCCCUCAUCCGCCCCUUUCCAACCGCCACCUGAGCAAUGGUCUCAGAGUCAACAAGAUAACUAUUCUGAGUCUACACAACACUCCAAGGACAAGGCGCAACGCGAGUUUGACCGUUUGCUUGAGAAGGAGAGGCAGAACAGCGGUGACAGCGACGGUUAUACCAAACAAAUGGGGGAGUGGGGUAGGGGUUCAUAGCGAAGGUGAUUUUGUACUUGUAAAUAUUAUUUGCUGAUAUUUCAUUUUUAUUUCUGAGGUCUCGCCGGCUAUUCUCCUCUCUUUUUAUUCGACUUUCCUUUCAGAGGAUUUCAAGCGAAUGGAGCAUUAGGAUAACACUAGCCUCUUCAUCGAUUGCAUGUUCCCAGCCGUUUCCAUAUGGGGGGGGGGGAAUAUAACCCCUGAAUUUGGGCUCACUCACGGGUAUGCGAAUGUACACAUUUCUUAUACCUGUGUGCAUUGCUUGUAUCUACAUACCACAACUUCUAUAUUAUAUUACCCACUUGAAUGAAAGCCAAACUACAAGGUCAAAAAGUUUCAUGUAGCAUGCUUUCCGUAAGUAGAACCAUC
This is a messenger RNA of Blastomyces dermatitidis ER-3, 1940 nucleotides long. RefSeq lists its product as uncharacterized. Bases 213 to 1571 code for a protein of 452 amino acids. The record is from RefSeq and is a predicted model, not a curated record. The transcript has 2 exons. Lineage: Eukaryota; Fungi; Ascomycota; Eurotiomycetes; Onygenales; Ajellomycetaceae.